Messenger RNA from Rhododendron vialii, 1499 nucleotides. RefSeq names its product factor of DNA methylation 5-like. Gene Ontology annotation, biological process: gene silencing by siRNA-directed DNA methylation. Lineage: Eukaryota; Viridiplantae; Streptophyta; Magnoliopsida; Ericales; Ericaceae. The coding region runs from base 283 to 1431 and encodes 382 amino acids. The transcript has 9 exons. The record is from RefSeq and is a predicted model, not a curated record.
AUCUUUCUCUUUCUAAGGGAGUUUCUCUCUCUCUCUCUAAGCAAGUAGCCAAGUACUGUACUACAGUAUUGCACUUCUGGCAUCUCUCUCUUCCCGCGAAAAUGAAAGUCUUUUUCCAAACCUAUCUUUGUCGCAUUCUCUCUUCCCCCCUCCCCCUCCCUCCCAGCCUCUGGUGUUCCCUCAAUUUUCUUGUGCUCUCUCAUUGAUGCUUCCAACCGCCGCGCACUGUACGUCUUGCUUCAUACCGCCCAAGUUGCAGGGUUGAGCUACAUACCUAGAGCGAUGGAGUUUUGCCCAACUUGUGGGAUCUUGUUGCGAUAUGAGUUACCCAAUACGAGCUGCCCAGCCAGAUUCUUCUGCCCAACUUGUCCCUAUGUAUGUUAUAUAGAGAGCAAGCUCAAUGGUGACUUGGAGAAAACUGUAAAAUCAACUUACUCAAUUUCUAUGCUCUGUCUGUAUUUAGGUAUUGAUUCUCAUUUGCUUUCUCUCAUUUUUGAUUUUUGUGGUAUCAAGGUUAAAUUUCUUCAAGGAGAAAAUGUAAAUGUGGUGAUCCGUAACGAACAAGAACUUAAUCGAAUUUGUAUGCAUGGGGCAAAUGCAAAGGCAAGGGAAAUCUGUAAGGGAAAGGACCUUCCAUGCCGUGGUUCUAAAGAAAAAGGACAGGCUAACUAUGCAGGCAAGGAAAAAGAGAUUAUCGGCCCUCAACUGUUGCGCGAAAUGGAGCGCAAGUCUGACGAGACUUGUGCAAUUCCUGUCAAGAAGAUCGCGGAGAAUGAUAGGCUCCACCGAGCAUUUGCUGAAGCAACAGCGGAGUUUAUUGGGCAGGAAAAUGAAAAGUUGAGGUACCAAUUGGAGUGCAUGAAGCUUCAAAAUGAAAAGCUUAAACACGAAUUGAUAUGUCAAAGACGAGAACUUUUGAAACAAAAAAAAGAAUUGGAGAAGGCAAAAUCCCAAGUUUACCUCAAGCAGAAAGACAUUCUUGCUGACGAGGACGAGGCAAAUAUGCUGAAUGACCGAACAAGCCUAAGGAUUAAAAGAAUGGGGGAGGUUGAUCGCAGACCUUUCAAGGAACUGUGCUUGCAGAAGUGCUCUAGUGGAGACUGGGAUGAGAUGUCUGCCAAACUAUGCUCUUCUUGGGAAGAAGAAAUGAGGAAUCCACACUGGCACCCUUUCAAGAAAAUUACAGUUGAAGGGAAACUGCAGGAGAUCAUUGAUGAAGAUGAUGAUAAGUUGAAAGAGUUGAGAAAUGAUUGUGGGGAUGAGGUCUACAAAGCUGUUGCCAGCGCGCUGUUGGAAAUCAAAAACUACAAUCCCAGUGGCAUGUAUGCGGUUCCUGAAAUAUGGAAUCCGAAGGAUGGAAGAAAAGCAAGUCUGAAAGAGAUCAUCAAUUACGUAAUCAAACAAUGGAAGUCUAAUAAGCGUAAGAGGUAAUCUGGCUAACAAUUGCUUGGGCGCCCACCACCGUAAGUAUUUUCUUUCAGCCUGGGAAGUCUAUAUAU